AUGGAAAAAGGUACCGAAAUUUUAAACGGACACUUUUAUUUUAAACCUCUUCAACAAGGAGUAGAUAGAACUAAAGCUAUUUGUAAACACUGCAAAGCGGAAUUUUCUUAUCAUCGGAGUACUUCAAGUUUGAAGUAUCACUUAAAUGUAAUGCACACCGUUGAUGCUAACAAAUCAUCCACCCAAACAAACAGUGGAGGAAACCUUCGGCAGACUACGUUAGAUGCAGCACAAGGGAGAACUACAGAGAAACAAAAGAAAGACAAGAUAACAAAUGCCAUUGCAAAGUGGGUAGCAAAUUGCAGGCCAACUAGUAUUGUGGAAGAUGUCGGUUUGAAGAAUGUUAUUCGGAUCGCAACGAAUGACUGCACGUAUGAGUCUCCGCCAAGACGCACCAUUGUAAGAAAAAUACAUGAACUGUAUGAAAACGAGAGGACUAUAAAGGCAACGGCAUUACAACGUGCACAAACUGUUGCCCCCACCGGAGACUACUGGACAUCGCUGGGUAACCAUAAUUAUCUCGGAGUAACUGUGUAUUACAUUGAUGAACAAUGGAAACUGCAUUCACAUGCUUUGACAGUAAUGAAGACACAAGAAAGACAUUUUGCUGAAACGUGCGCAGAACAUUUCAUUCAUGUUGCACAGCAGUGGGACAUUUUAAAUAAAGUCAGCACACUUAGCACAGAUUGUGCUAGAAAUAUUGUCGCUGGUGCAAGACAUCUGCCUUUUGAACGCAUCCCUUAUGUCGCUGACAGUCUUCAGCGUUCUGUCACAGUAUCUUUGCACAACAGCGCGUUUGACAAUGCCCUGGCUAAAUGCAGAAAGGUGGUGGGCCAUUUUAAACACAGUCCAGCAAGUGCUGCAGAAUUAGAAAAAAAACAAAUUGAGCUUGGACAAAAGAAGGAGUCGCUUAUACAAGACAUUCCAACCAGAUGGAACUCGACUCUGGACAUGAUAAAAAGUGUUUGCAGAAACGAACAGCCACUGAGCGAUGUCCUCACCACACACAACACAAAAGUUGCUAUGCCAACUCCAGCUGAAAUGGACAAAUUGCAGAGGCUGGAAAAGCUCCUAGAACCCUGCAGGUAUAUUUUACAUCAUAUAUUUCUUACUGACUAG
Hydra vulgaris (swiftwater hydra) is the source of this 1119-nucleotide messenger RNA. Its product is annotated as E3 SUMO-protein ligase ZBED1-like. NCBI's taxonomy places the organism in Eukaryota, Metazoa, Cnidaria, Hydrozoa, Anthoathecata, Hydridae. Gene Ontology annotation, molecular function: DNA binding. The record is from RefSeq and is a predicted model, not a curated record.